AUGACGGAAAAACAAGAAUUCUCGGCGUUUCCGUACAAGCCGUACUCGAUCCAAGUCGAUUUCAUGAAUGCGCUCUAUCAGUUUCUGGACAAGGGUGGCGUUUCCAUGCUCGAAAGCCCCACUGGCACUGGAAAAUCUCUAAGCAUCAUCUGCAGUGCCCUACAGUGGCUAAUUGACCGCAAGGAGAAAGGAAAAUCAGGAUCCGACAAGGCUGUUGAGGAAUUCUCCUACGACGAGCCCGAUUGGAUGAGAAAUUUUGCUGUCAAUGAAAAUCAUUCUGACAAGACCAUCAAAAACAGCAGCACAUCCCCAUUUCGGCUCAGGAAACAUGCCAAGGAAGUUUUCUCGCAAGUGCAAGUCUCUGUGAAGAAACACGAGGAGGAUGACUUAAGCGAUCAAGAAUUCUUGUUGGAAGAAUACGAAAGCCAAGAUGAAUCAUCUUCAAAGAGAAAACCCGCUGGAGUUUUUGACAGCUCAUCCGAGGAUGAUGACGAAGAUGAAACGGAAAACGAAGAAGGAGGACUCAAGGUUUUCUUUUGCAGCCGAACACAUUCACAGCUUUCUCAAUUUGUCAAGGAGCUGAGGAAGACUGUCUUUGCCAAAAAUCUCAGAGUUGUAUGUCUAGGCUCGCGAAAUAACAUGUGCAUAAACGAAGAUGUUCUUAAGCUUGGGAAUGUGGUCCGGAUCAACGAGAGGUGCUUGGAUUUGCAAAAGAAGAAGAAAUCUCAAGUCUCCAAAAAGAAGAAUUUAGGUACAACUGUAAGGGUAGGACGAACCAAAGCAUCUUGCAGAUGCCCAAUGCUUAGAAAAAAUACACUACAGAGAGAAUUCAAGGCUGAGGUUUUUCAACAAGAAGCCAUGGACAUUGAGGAUCUUGUUCAACUUGGACGGGAGAUGAAAACUUGUCCAUACUAUGGUUCAAGAAGAAUGGCCCCGGCAGCUGAUCUUGUUAUCCUUCCGUAUCAGUCUCUUCUAUCAAAGUCGUCACGGGAAUCUCUUGGCCUAAACUUGAAAAACAAUGUUGUCAUCAUAGACGAGGCUCACAAUUUGGCUGACACUCUUCUCAGCAUGCACGAUGCAAAAAUAACAGUGUCACAGUUGGAGGAUGUACAUUGCAGCAUAGAACAUUAUCUGGGAAGAUUCCAGAAUCUAUUGGGAGCUGGAAACCGUAGAUAUAUCCAAACUCUGUUGAUUCUCAUCCGAGCUCUCCUCAAACCUAUUGCCAGUGACAGGAUCCUGAACACCGUAAAUAAUGGGCUUGAUACAGGAAAUCACUCUAAAAGCAAGCCUUCUGGUGGUUGCUCGAUGGCAAUAUAUGACUUUUUAUUCUCUCUAAAUAUAGACAAUAUCAAUUUGGUCAAGUUACUCGCCUAUAUAAAGGAAAGCAAUAUCAUUCAUAAGGUCAGUGGAUAUGGAGAGAGAGUUGCUAUGUUUAAGAAAGAUCCAGUGGCCCAUGAAAUGAGCAAGUUAACAAGUUUUAGAGCGUUGUUUGAUAUGUUGGUAGCACUCACUCAUAACAAUGGUGAUGGGCGGAUAAUAAUCUCAAAGAGGACUUCGUCUACCUCUGGCCAACAAGGAGGGUACAUUAAAUAUGUCAUGCUCACUGGAGCAAAGUUAUUUUCGGAGGUGGUGGAUGAAGCUCAUGCUGUCGUAUUGGCUGGUGGGACUCUUCAACCUAUAGAAGAGACAAGGGAACGACUCUUUCCAUGGCUACCAUCAAAUCAGCUGCAGUUCUUCUCAUGUAGUCACAUUGUUCCCCCUGAGAGUAUAAUGCCAAUCGCAAUUUCACAUGGUCCGACUGGACAGUCUUUUGACUUUAGCCACAGUUCAAGAAGCUCAACUGAAAUGAUACAGGAGUUAGGACUGCUAAUGAGUAACCUGGUGGCAGUGGUUCCUGAAGGAGUUAUCGUCUUUUUCUCCUCUUUUGAGUAUGAAACACAGGUGCACACAGCGUGGAGUAACUCGGGGAUACUCAGAAGAAUAAUGAAGAAGAAGCGUGUGUUCAGAGAACCCAGAAGAAACACUGAAGUAGAAGCUGUUCUCAGAGACUAUAAAGAAACAAUAGAAAGCGAAAGAGGGGCAAUAAUGCUAGCUGUGGUUGGUGGGAAGGUGUCAGAAGGAAUCAACUUCAGCGACAGCAUGUGUCGGUGUGUUGUGAUGGUUGGUCUGCCGUAUCCCAGCCCGUCUGAGAUUGAAUUGUUGGAGAGAAUAAAGCAUAUAGAAGGUCUUGGAGAUUCAGGAUCCGCAAAACCUUGUCUGGGUUUGGUUGACGAUUCUUACUACAGUGGAGAUGUGCAAGAAGGGUUUGGCGUAUUAAAGAGCUGCAAACGGAGAGGGAAAGAAUACUAUGAAAAUCUGUGUAUGAAAGCAGUUAACCAAUCAAUCGGUAGAGCAAUCAGGCACGUAAAGGACUAUGCAGCCAUUCUACUGGUAGAUGCUCGAUACUCCAAUGAUCCUGCUUCAAAAAGAACAUCUCACCCAUCCAGCAAGCUCCCAAAGUGGAUCAAAGAUCGUCUUAUUUAUUCCACCAAAGGCUAUGGAGACGUUCACAGAAUGUUGCACCAAUUCUUCAAACAUAAAAAUGUUAACUAAAAAGCCAAUCAGCAUUAGAGAAAAGAGUGAAGCAUCAUCUAUGUUGGAAUAGAUCCUUGGCACUCUUUUUUUUUGGGUAUCAAAACAAAGUGGAAAGAGAAAAAGGCAUAUAGCAAAAGAAUUUCAUUUAAUCUGUUUUUCUGGGUUUU
Eutrema salsugineum is the source of this 2741-nucleotide messenger RNA. Its product is annotated as ATP-dependent DNA helicase DDX11. NCBI's taxonomy places the organism in Eukaryota, Viridiplantae, Streptophyta, Magnoliopsida, Brassicales, Brassicaceae. The record is from RefSeq and is a predicted model, not a curated record. Bases 1 to 2592 code for a protein of 863 amino acids. Gene Ontology annotation, molecular function: ATP binding; hydrolase activity, acting on acid anhydrides, in phosphorus-containing anhydrides; DNA binding. The transcript is spliced from 9 exons. Gene Ontology annotation, cellular component: nucleus. Gene Ontology annotation, biological process: nucleobase-containing compound metabolic process; establishment of sister chromatid cohesion.